This is a messenger RNA of Angiostrongylus costaricensis, 3025 nucleotides long. The record is from the annotation of a GenBank genome assembly. NCBI's taxonomy places the organism in Eukaryota, Metazoa, Nematoda, Chromadorea, Rhabditida, Metastrongylidae.
ACGAAUCACUGCAGUCCCUAUUAUAGACUCGCUUGUGUCGGAUUUCUCUUCUAUAUCGCAUCGGAAACCCGACUACGUUCGUCGAUGCAUCCUUGUGUUACUGAUCCAUGCGGUCCUUAUCUUCGCCGUCUUUCUUGCUUUCUUUGUGGGCCACUGGCUUUCUGGACAAAACGAAGACAAAAAUACCGUUACUGACGAGUUGCAAACACAACGAAAUUUUACUCUUAUGGAUGUGGUUCCUCCAGCGUAUGAGUCGUACGAAUUCAUGGAGAAAAUGCACUUCGAUCAAGGAAAAAGGAAACAGGAUGUGAUUCUCGUUUCGAUGCCCACUCACACUCUACCUCUUCACUACGAUAUUCAUUUAGAUUUAACGAAUGUCGCUGAAAAGUUAGUUCGGGGAAGCCUGACGGCUCAUUUGGAAGUGUUUGGUAACUCCACAGACGACGAGAUACUUUUCCACAUUGGUCCUCGUGUUGCCAUCGACAGAAUACGCCUGAGAAGGGGAGGAAAAAGGGUUUAUCCUAAAACACUGAGAAUAGAGGACAUGAGGAAAUUGGCUCGAGUAGUGCUCAAGGAACGUUUGAUGAAAGGAAGAUAUCUUCUGGAAGUUGAUUAUAACACCACAAUAUGCGGUGAGGAUGGUGGCGUUCACUGUUACUAUGAACUGGAUUCGGUAGUGACGUCGUUCACCACGAAAUUUGAGCCAACACUUGCUAGUUCAUUUGUCCCGUGUUGGGACGACCCUGGAAUUAAGGCCACCUUCAACGUCUCCGUGCUGCAUCCUUCAAGAUUCGUCGUACUGUCCAAUAUGCCGCGAAGUAGCGAAAAAAGAAAAUCGGACGGAACAACCAUGACCACAUUCCAAGAAACCCCACCGAUGUCCACGUAUUUGCUUGCACUCGCCAUGGGAGAAAUGGUACCACUGGAAGCGAGGACAGAGAGGAAUCUGCCUCUUACUGUUUGGACCCAUCCUGAAGACUUUUUGUAUGCUCGAUUUGCUGCGAACUUUUCUCCUGUAAUGUUUGACAGACUCGAAGACGAAUUAAAGCUGCCGUAUCCGUUGCCGAAAAUGGACCUUAUCGCUGCGCGUAGCUUCCCAGUGGGUGGAAUGGAGAACUGGGGGCUUAUCGUCUUUGACAAGCAGUCAGAUUUUUUGCUCACAGAUGGCCUUAAUACGACAGUGGACCGUCUCUACCACGAAUACCGCAUCGAGAAGAUUAUCACUCAUGAAAUUGCUCAUCAGUGGUUCGGAAAUUUGGUGACGAUGCGUGACUGGUCUGAUUUAUGGCUUAACGAAGGGUUUGCAACAUAUAUGGUAUACUAUCUUCUUCAACAGGAGCAUCCUAGAUUAGUAGAAAACGAGUAUAUUACUCGACUAUAUCAACUCAUAAGAAAACAGUCAACACUGGACCAUCCGGCGUUGGUCCGUCCGCUGACGACUGAGCUGGAGGUCGAACAGUCAUUCCACGGAACACAUCUCUACACCAAAGGGUCGGUGAUGGUAAACAUGAUUCGUAACCUCGUAUCGGACGCUGAAUUCCACACUGGAGUGCGCAGGUACCUGCGCAAGAAUGCAUACCGAUCGGUGUCCAGGCACGAGUUGUGGGAAAGUAUGCCUACUCAUGCAAACUACGGGGCUGAACAGGAGCGGCUCAGCGUCGUCAUGGAGGGGUGGCUAGUGAAUGAAGGCAUUCCGGAGGUCUCCAUAAUCCGCAACUACCACAACGACAAGAUUUUGGUGACGCAACAGAAAUGUGAUGAAAAUUUUCACAAAUCGACGUCACGACGACGACGGAACGAUCAUCAUCACAAAGCGAGCCUGUUUAACGAUUCACUAUUUGACUAUUCACCUCAACUCGUUGAAACGAAGCAGAGACGUAAACAAAGCCGACGAAAAACGAAAAAGUUGCGUACAACGUCAUCUCCAGCGUUCUUAAGCAUCUCGAUACAUUCGCGAAGGGAAGAGCUGCGGAAGGCGCGGCGCACGCCAAGAUCCACUGACAUCUGGAGCGUACCGUUCAGCUAUACCUUCGGUUCGCUACCAAGUUCCGAAGGACAGGUUGUGCGACAGUUUUGGCUUAAAAAUCGGAGCUCAUCAUUUCUGGACGCUGAGUUAUCGCCCAGCCAUACUCUCCUAGCAAAUCCCAAUUGGAUCUAUCCCUACCGUGUUAACUACGACAUCACUAAUUGGAAGAUGAUCGCCAGAAUGUUACAUCAGAAUCAUCGAGAAAUCCCCGUGAAAUCACGAAUGCAGAUCAUCGUCGACGCCGAAACCUUCCUAUCCAACUCCGAUCUUCCGCAGUUGUUCAUCUACAUUCUUGGGUUGGUUUAUUUGGCCGUUGAGUCCGACCUAGGAGUGGCUCUGAUCGGCAUGGACGCGAUUCAUCGUCUUUGUGAUGCAUUUCGCGGUGUGCAUCUACCAGAACUGCAGCUUUAUCUAACCCCAGCAGUAGCGCAAUUCGACAAGCUGCUGGACGAAACUCAGGCCGACCCAGAGCUCGCCGCGUUAUGGUUAAUUGACCCAACUCGUUUGUCCAAGAUUUAUCAACUGCGAUGUAUAACAAAUCGACACACCUGUGACCAACAAGUUCAGGCUCGGCGCUGGAUGAUGUUCCCAAGUUUCUUGCAUGACGACGUUCACAAGCAGGUUACAGCCGUGUGUCACUUCCUGUUCACAAACAACGUUACCGGAAAGGUUUGUACUCUUUCUCAGCUGAAGACUCGUAACAGUCACUGGUCGACUGCCGUUCAACUGGCUGCUUGUUCGCAUGCUGACCGCAUCGUCCAACUGGCUGCUAAACAGAUUGUCGCCACAAAAAAUGCCGCCAUUUUCGCCUCCACGUUGCAGGUUAGUUACCAAAGACCCCAAUUUCGCAGCGUUGGUGACGAUCUGUGCCUACAAUGCACGUACACUUGCAUCCUAGUCCUCGAUAGAAGACUUCCUCAUGCAGGCAAGAAGGAUAAAGUACGACAUCAUCGGCCUGGCCGAGACGAGACGACGCCAUUCAUUCAACGCUAUCUAUGA